AUGAAGCAUAUGGAACGAUAUUUGGCGGCAACGUCGGGAAAGGACAACAAGAAAAGUUCUGAUGUUGAUUCUGCAGCUGGCUCACACGAAGCCGUCUUGGUGAAGGUGCAAACUGAUUCUUUGUCUCGGAACUUGGGCAAGGUGGCCCAGAAGUCACCGAACCGGGGGAAGAAGAAUGUCUUGGAAAUUACUAGCCAUGCGGUCGGUGGUAUUCGACAGUCCACGUCGUCCUUUUCUAGAAUUGGAGGAGACUUUGCCUGUGACAUGAGCAUAUACGAUGAAGUUACAAUUGCGGAAGAAACAGUUAUGGAAGACGAGGAGGAAAUCAUUGAAGAAGAAGAAUUAUCGGAAGAGGAAGAAGUUAUCGAUGAAGAAGAUGAAGCUUAUGCUUGGGAUGGUAGUAAGCAUAGCAAUAGUCAGAGAAGCAGGCUGUCACAUCGAUUUCCAUCGAGGUCAUUUAAGAAUACCAUGGAUGGCUCGGCCAGCACCCGAUCGAGCACCAUGUAUGAUGAAGAGACGGUUGUCAGUGAAUCUGCUAAUAGUCGGGUAAGCAAGAUGAGUUUCUAUGAUGAAGAAACAGUUGCGGAACAAACAGUGACAGAAUCAGAUGAGAUGGAAGAACAAACUGUCGUGGAUGGAAACUUGGAUGACUAUGAGAAUGGUGAUGACGAUGGUGACGAUGGCAGCGGUGGUAACAACAGCGAUUUGGACAGUGAUGAUGGAAUGCCAGAAGAUGAUGACGACGAGGAGGAAGAAGAAGAAGUCGACGAGGAUGAGGGUUUCUCAUUGUCCUUCCGACGAGAUAGUAGUAACAGUCAACCAGCUCGAGUCAGUGACAUCACACUGGAUCAUUCAUCGUGGGCACACGACAUGGAUAGUGAAUUUGGUGACGAUGAACAUGAACAUCACAUUCCAAGCAAGGGCGAAGAAGGAUACUGUUUGAAGUUCAAGGAAGGCAACUUUCGAAGUAGUUUGGUAGCUCCCGCAUCAACUCCGACAACGAAAUUCCCGGCACCAGUCACCAACAAAUUUAUCCCGUCCAACAAGUUUGCAGCCCCUCCCAUAGCGAUGGAUAUGAAGACAUCAACGUUUGCUCCCAAAUCGGCACCGCCGCGGGUAUCCAUCAUGCAACAGUUUGCUAACAAACCUCUUCCUGCUGUGACAGAAGCAUCGGCACGGAAGGAACGAGGGGAAAAGAAAAAGAAGCCGCCAAAAUCAUUUGAGGGUGCUGGUGAGAAGAAGGAACUUUUUCUAUUUUGGGAACGAAAAUCAUCAUUGGCUUGA
Messenger RNA from Cylindrotheca closterium, 1284 nucleotides. The record is from the annotation of a GenBank genome assembly. NCBI's taxonomy places the organism in Eukaryota, Bacillariophyta, Bacillariophyceae, Bacillariales, Bacillariaceae.